AUUUGCUGCUUGGUAUUAAGUUUUGUAAUUAUAACGUUGUGUGACUCGCUUACCAAAGGGUAGGAUAGCUUGUCUUGUGCCUAGGCUAGCCAUGGGUAGUCGCGCUCCUCCAAAGCCUCUGGCCUAGCAGACGUUAGGAAGGACAGAAAAAUGGAAAAUAUCAGUGUCAGCGUGCGCGUGCGCCCUUUGAACCGCCUAGAGGUUCAGGAGUUCUUUGCAUGGAAGAUUGAGGGCAAUAGCAUCGUGCAGCUGGACCCCACCACGCGAGAUGUGGACAGAACUCGCGACACAAAAUAUGGCCUGGACCACGUAUUUGGCCCAGAGUGGUCAACGCAGCAGAUUUAUGAGACGACGACGCGGGGCAUUAUUCAUAAGGUUGUCAACGGCUUCAACGGCACCGUCUUUGCGUACGGCCAGACCAGUUCAGGCAAAACCCACACAAUGCUGGGCGACUCAGAGGACCCCAGCAAGGCCGGCAUCAUCCCCCUCGCGGUCGCCGAAGCGUUCAGGAUGAUUGAAAGCAACAAUCUCCGCGAGUACCUCAUACGUGUUUCCUAUAUGGAGCUCUACAACGAGGAGGUCAACGACCUUUUGAACCAUGGCAACGUGAAGCUGCCUAUCCACGAGAGCAAGGAGAACGGCCCCUACGUGUGCGGCCUGUACGAGGAGAUUGUGACCGGCCCCGAGCAGGUUAUGGCGCUCCUGAAGAAGGGCAACGAUAACCGACACACUGGCGCUACCAAGAUGAACGAGAGGAGCAGUCGCUCCCAUACCAUCUUUCGCAUGGUCGUGGAGAGCAGGGCUGUGGACACGGAGGGCGACGGAGCCGGCGCGGUUCUGGUGUCCGCGCUUACCCUGGUGGACCUCGCUGGCUCGGAGCGCCUUGCCAAGACGGGUGCCGAGGGAAUCCGUGCGAAGGAAUGCACCCACAUCAACAAGAGCUUGCUCACACUUGGCACUGUCAUUAACAAGCUCAGCGAGGGCGUUUUGGCCGCGGGAGGUCACAUUCCGUACCGUGACAGCAAGCUCACCCGCAUCUUGCAACCCUCCCUGGGCGGCAACGCUAAGACUGCCAUCAUUUGCGCCAUGACGCCGGCCUGGUGCCACGUUGAGGAGAGCCAUAGCACGCUGCGCUUCGCCUGCCGCGCCAAGAGCAUUGUCAACAACGCGGUGGUCAACGAGGUGCUUUCCGAUGCGGCUGUCCUUAAACGACAGGCGAAGGAGAUUGAGGACCUCAAGAGGCGGCUUGCUGAGAACGGGUCGUCCGCGGAAGUGUCCGACGAGAUCAACAGCCUCCGUGCUAAGCUACUGCGCUUGGAGCAGCGUGAGGAGUACCUCCGGCUCGAGCUGCAGGAGCAGCAGGAGCUGUACGCGAAGGCCCAGAAGCAGGCGGAGGUGGCGAAGAAGAUCAUGUUCGAGAAGAACCGUGAGGAGCCGGUAGAGGGGACUAGCCGAAAGCAUAACCGCCGGGAAACCUGGUGUCCAGGCAAAAGCGCAUGGGCAGCGCCAGCAAUCUUGGCCGCGGCCGACACUCCCACGCACUCAGGCGGCGGCGAUGCGAUUCAGCGAAAGCGGGGCCUUGAGCGGCACGAUGGCGGCAUGCCCGCCAAGUCCAACGCGGAGCUUAGCGCUUUGGUGGAGGAGGACGAGGAGGAAGGAGAUGUGGUCGAGGGCCCUACGCCGCAACGCCGUAGGCGCGAACGAUCGUUCGCUUUGGACGAGCUGCCUGAGGAAGAGGAGGAAGAAGAGGACGAGGAGGACGAGCAGCAAAAGCAGGCAGCGUCUCACCCCGAGUUGAACCGCAUCAUGGCAGCUCUACCAAGCCAGGAACGCGUGGCGCUCAAUGCGCUCGUGCAGAACUGGAUGGGCGUCGAGGAGCGCUUGGCGGCGACGCAGGAGGAGUUGCUGGUCGCACAGCAAGCGGCCAUGCAGCACGAGGAAACCGCACGGUCUGCCCUGCAGCAGAAGGACGCCAUGGCUCAGCAGCUCGAGCAGGCUAAGUGGCAGUCACGACAGCUGGACAAGAAGGUUGAAGAGCUGACAGCAGCGUGCCGCGCUGCAGAGCAGGAGCGCGAGGAGCUGGUCGCGUCCCAAACCCAGUUCCAAGAAGAAGCUGCGGCGAAGUACGACGAGCUCCACACGCGCCACAAGGAGGUUCAGGAGGCGCAUGCGGAUCUGAAGGAAAAGCUGAAGGCCAUGAAGGCCGAGCUGUCGGACGCGCGCGGCCGGCUGCAGCUCCGUGACUCUGAGGCGGGCAUGCGGGAGGCCAAGCUUGUAGAGCAUGCGCAGGAGGUGGCCGAGAUCAGCGCAAAGCUUAAGGAGAAGGUGGAGGAGCUGGAGGCCACACGGCGCAACGCGCAGGCGGCCGAGGAACGCACUGCCGAGAUGGAGGGCCGGGUCCGGGAACUCUACGAGUGCAACAAGCGCUUGGAGCUCCACGUAACCGAGCUGGAGUCUCGGAAGCGGGCGCCUCUCUACCAGAAGAAGCAGGAGGAGGAGCUUAAGGCUGCAGUCGAGAAGGCGCAAGAGUGCGAGGUGCGGGCUGUGGAGGCUGAGCUGCGCGCGAAGGAGGCGCGCACGGAGUUAGAGGCAGCCCAGAAGAAGCUGACUGAGCUGCAGGAGGAGAUGGAUGCGAAGGCACGUCAGGCAGCGCGCUCACAGGAGGAGCUUGCCGAGCGCCAUUCCUUGGAGGUGCAGCGCCUCAACGUCGAAAGCGGAUUGCAGCAGGAGCGGCACGAGGAGGCCCUAGCAGGCAUGAAAGCAGCGGCCCAGGAAUUGGAGGCUGCCAAGGCGGCACUGGAGCGGAACCUGGAGGCGCGGGAGCAACGCAUCUCGGAGCUCCAGCAGGAGAUUAAGACGUUGCAGUCCCGCAUUGCCGAACUCGAGGCUUCGGAAGCCGAGCUUUUGGCUUGCAGCACUGCUGCUAGUGAGAAGAUCACCCUGUUGGAGCAUACCGCCGAGGAGGAAAACGCCGCCCAUGAGGCGGCCUUGGCGUCAGCUCAGCGCUCGCAUGAGGAGGCCAUGGCCGCCGCCGUAGCAGCGCACGAGCAGGCCGUGGCCGCACUGCAAGCAGCAAUGGAAGAGGCGAAGGCGAGCAACGCUACUGCCGUGAAGCAGCUUGAGGAGGAGCUGCGCGGCGCUCACGACCGGGCGGAUGAGCUCGUCAAGUCGUCUCUCGACCAGUCACAGCAGGCCGAGGCAACGAGGCUGGACUUGCAGCGUCAGGUGAACGAGUUAGCCGCCAAGGUCCAAGAGGCCGCCGGCGCGCUAAAGGCGAAGGAGGAGCUCAAGGAGGAGAGGCAGCGGAGCAAGCAGGAGAUUGCCAGCUUAAAGUCCGAGCUUCAGAAGCUCCAGCUCGAGUCCAAGACCGGGGCUAAGGGCAAGGACAUCGCGCAGAAGGAGAUCGAGAGCCUCAAGAAGCGGCUGACCGACACAGAGACGAAGCUGCGUGCAGCGCUGCAGGACAAGGCUGCUGCGGUGCAGGAGAAGGGCAACCUCGAGCGGCAGCUCAAGCAGAACCUGACCCAGAAGGCGAUGAUAGAGAAGACCCUCGAGAAGAAGGACGCCGUGGAGAACAAGAAGCGGGAGAGCAUUAUGGUGAACCUGAACAAGACCAAGGAGCAGGUGAACAGCUACGAGGAGCGCUUGCAGAGGGCCCAUACCGAGUUACAGAAAAUCCAAAUGGACCUCAUGGCCAAACAAAGCGAGUGUGGCUCUCUGGAGGAGCAACUCAAACAUCAGCAGGAGGAGAACGCGCAGCUCCGUGAGGAGAGCAGCAAGCUGUCGGCUGAGGUUGAUGACCUGCGGAAGGAGACUGGCGAGCUGUCGACCCAGCUUGCCGAAUCGAACUGCAAGCUCGAGUUUGCAACCGAGAACUUGGAGUCUGCAAAGACCGAGGCUCAGCAACUGGCGGCAGACCUGGACCGCGUACAAUCGGAGCUUGCAGCCGCCCGCAGUGACGUGCAGCAACGCGACCUUACCGUUGAGGCACUUCGCGGGGACCUUGAGCGGGCGGCCACGCAGCAUGGCUUAGUGCUGGGGCAGCUUGAGCGUUUGCAGUCCGAGAACGCGGGCGCGCAGCAGCAGCUCGAGCAGCUGCUCGCCGAGGGCGAUCAGCUCAGGACCACAAUGGCGGAACUGCGUACGGCACUUGACGCCGCACAUGUGGCGACGGCUGCCGCAGAGGAGGCUCGCGCCACCACACAGGAGGCCGCACGGCAAGCACGCCAGGAAGCUUCUGAGCUGCGCAGCGCCCUGUCGGCCAUGGAGGAACAGGGGCGCUUGCUUUCCGCAAACUAUGCCGCGUCGCAGGAGGGGCUGGCAAGCGCACAGACGCAUCUAACUGAGGCUGUUGCCGCGCGCGAGAGUCUUCAGGGGCAACUCCACAUGGCCGAAGCGACGUGCGCGGCAUUGCGGUUACAGCUGCAACAGGACGCUUCUUCCCACGAGCAGCUACUCGGCCAGCUGUCUUUCGCGGAGGCCGAGGCCAAGCAGCUGGCAAGCAAGCUCUCAGCCGCAGAGGCCGCCGUAAAGCAGCGUGACGGCUGCCUUGAGCAGGCAUCGACUGAAAUGCACCGGCUGGCGUCAAGCCUCAGUGCGGCAGAACUCGAGGUCCAGCAGCUGUCCAGCAAGCUUGCUGCGUCGCAGGCUGAGACGCAGGGCUUGGCAGCCAAGGUUGCCGCUGCAGAACUGGAGAUUGAGCAGUCGCGAAGCCAACUUGUAGAUGCCGCGGCAGAGACGCAGCGGCUUUCUGAGAAACUUGCGGCCACCGAGUUUGAACUGCGGCGCCUCGAGAGCCUUUCUGCAUCCUUCAACGCUGCUUCGGCGGGCCAGGAUGAAGCAGUGCAGCGGCUGGCCGGUGACCUGGCGACUGCGUCUGCUGAGGCCCAGCAGCUCCGUGAGCGUCAGGCAGAGCAACAACAUGCAGCGGCCGCCGCAGCGCGCCAGGCAGCGCAGGAAUUGGCUGAUGCCAAGGCGGAGACGGAAGGGCUCCGUGACCAGUUGGCGGCUCUCAAGCAGGCAGCGGCGGCGUACGACGAAGAAGCAGCCAGCAAGCUCGCGGCCUUGGAAGCGGAGGUUCAACGGCUGCAAGUGCAGCUCGACCACGCGCUGCAGGAGGCUUCCGGCUACCGUGCGCAAGUCGCUGAUGCCGCUGAGCAGAUACACGCGUUGUCAACGCACGUCAGCAGCCUUGAGGCACAGCUUUCCGCUGCUCCGGCGUUGCAUCACAACGGACAGCAGGUUGCCGGUGAACAGGAUGACACGGUCGAUCUUUUGUCCAGUCCCGCGCCCCAUGCAUGCAAGCCAGCAGCCCAGUCUCUGCCAGACGGCUUGCGCGAGUCACUCGAACGGCUUCUGGACGAGUCCGCGGCGGAAAUUGCGGAGCUGAAGGCAGCCUUGGGUGCUUCUGAGCAACGCGCAGAGUCUCUGCGCGAGGAGUUAGUCGCCGCCCGAGCUCAGGUUGUGGAGGUGCAAAGCGUGGCUUCCGCUCUCAAUGUCACCGCUGACAUUACCCGCUCCCUGUCCGCCGCGGGCGGCUCCCGGCGGCAGCAGCAGAUGACCGAGCUGGUUCAGCACGUCGAUCGCCUAACGCAGGAGAACAACGACCUUAAGUUCGAAAUGGAUGAGGUCCGAAUGAACUCUGCCCUCGAGCAGAAGCAGCUGAGGGCCUUGGCCGACGCCGCGCAUGCGGAGCUCUCGCAGCAACGGCAGCAGAUUGAAGUACUGCAGGACAGGUGCGCGUCCUUGGCAGCGGAUCUCGAUGCGGCGAGGGAGGCGAGUGCCAGUGCGCAGCAGGCAAGCAACCAGGCAGAAGGUGACGCCCGUGGAAGCGACGAGCAGAACCGGGAGGCCGCCAGCUGCAUAACUGCGCUCCAGGCCCGCGUCGCCGAGGUGGAGAUGGAGCGGAAUGCCCUUCAGGCGCGGCUCUCUGAGGCGCUGGCUGCAAUGGACGGCCUUGCGCACGACCUAGCACUGAUGGCGUCGGAACGCGAGCGACUGCAAGGCGUCGUUGAGGAGCUGACGGCCCAGGCUGCAAGCGGGGCUCAUCUGCAGGCGAAGCUAGACGGCUACAAGGACAAGCUCCGCCUCGCGGCGCAGGAUGCCGAGCAACUGGCUGCUGCAAGGAAUGCUUACCUUGAGCUGCAGGGCACAGUAGACGGGCAGGCGGCCAAGCUACGUGAACUUGCCACGCUGCAGCUCCGCUACGAGCAACUACAGCAGCAGUACGCGGGCCUGCAGGAGCAGCAUGCUGUCGUGCAGAGGCAGCUGUCAGGAGUCCACAACGACCACGGCACCGCGGCUGGUACGGCCGAAGCCGAUUCCGAGGUCGACGGACUCCGGUCGCGUGUUGCUGAACUCCUCGAGAGGCAGCGUGCGUUGGAGAGCGAGAUGUCGGACUUGCAGGCUGCGUGCAACGUGAUCCAUGCCGAGAAGGAGACUCUACGACAGGCCAUGGACCGCAGGGUGCUAGAGCUGGAGAUCGCCAACAUCGGUCUGCAGGACGAGCUGAAGAAGCUGCGUGGCGAAGAGCCCGGCAACACCACUGCUGCCUCUGCAUCGUCAUCAACCGCGCUGAAGAUUGACGCUCUGCUGGCAGAACGCGAUCGCCUGCAAGCACAGGUCCAGGACCUGUUGCUUGCCCUGGAUAACGCGGCCGUUGCCAAGGAACAAGCCUGUGCGCGGUUGGAGGCCGAGCUGCAGGACCGCCGUGCGGCAUCGGUCGGCAUGGAGGCGAUCGUUGCUUCAUUACAGCAGACGCAGCAGGCCUUGGAGUCAGAGAAGGCCGGCAUGCAGGAGAAGAUCAGCAUGCUACAUGAGGCCUUGAGCGCUGCGGCUUCUGCCCGUGCUACGGCUGAUGGUGACGCUAUUCAGCGGGCGACUGAGGUUGAGGCGGCGCUUUCGUUCCUUCAGUUGCGCUUCGACGAGCUGUUGGGCAAGCACGAAGAACUGCAACGGGAAGCGGCGGACAAAGCAGCGGAUGCAGAUGCCCUGCGAGCUGGCAUGGCACGGGAGCUGGAGAAGCGGAAGGAGGCCGAGCGCCGAGGUGAGGAGUUGGCCGGCGCCGUGGAAGAGCUCCAUGGGCAGCUUCUGCACGCACAGCAAACUGCGAACGACUUGGCGAGCAGCCGUAGCGAGGCAUGCCAGCGACUUGCUGUAUCUGAAAACGCGCAAGGCCAGGUUCAGCAGCUGGAGUUGCAAGUGUCGUCGCUGCAGGCCACGGUGAAGCGCCUUGAGUCGGAUCUAACAGCGGCCAAGGCUGCUGCUGCCGAAGCCGAGUCAGAAGCAGAGGGGCUCCUUGACCAGAACACCGUGCUAGAGUCCCAGAAUCGCGACCUGCGUGAGAGCCAUGCAGCUCUCCAGGCACGUGUGGCGUUCGUCACUGGGCAGGCUGAGGAGGCAGCUGCUCGGCUGCUGGACUCGGAGGCGGUGCGUUCCAGGCUCCAGACGCAGGUCCAAGAGCUGACGGAGCAAGUGAACGUUGCCAACGAGCAACGUGACGCCAGCAAACACGAGCUGGCUCAGCUACACGGGGCAGUCGCUGCAGCGGCAGGAGACCGUUCGCGCCUGGAGAUGGAGCUUGUUAACCUAGAUAAGGCGUACAAGGAGCUGCGUGAGGAGAACUGCCGCCUUGAGGACGCCCUGCAAGCAGCCCAGGCCAAAUUGCUGGCCGCCGCCACGUCUGUUGACCACGCGGCACGUGAGCAGCUGUCUGAGCUGCAGUCACAGCUACAGCUCCAAGAAAGCCGGCAUCGCGCCGCCAUGGAGCAACGCCAGCUUGAGCUGACUGCUUUGCAGGAGCGUCUUGCCCACGAUCAACGGGGCUUUGCUGAGCGUGAGGCGGACCUGCAGCAGCGUCUUGCGGCGCUGGAGGGAGAGCUGGAGCGGGUGCGGGAUGCGCAGGGAGAGGCUAUUGACGAGCUGGAGCUGAGCGCCAAGCAGCGCGAGGCGGAGCUGAACGCGGAGAAGCUGUCCCUGCAGUCGCAAAUCCACUGGCUGCAGGAGGAGAACCAGCGGCUGCAGCAGCAGGGCCCUUCGGCCCCAGCGCAGGCGGUGCCGUCACAUGUCGCCGAGCAGUUAGCGGCUUUGGAGAGCGAGCUGCGUCGCGCAAAGCGUGGGGAGAUGAAGCUGCAGGCUAUGAUGUACCGCAUCCGCAAGGAUGUGGAGGCUGCGAACGGUGAUCUGGCAGCGUACGACAAGUUGGUCGACACGCGCUCGUUGCAGUACGACGUCGAUUUGUGGACACAAAAAUACAAGCGCGUUGCACGCGAAGCGGAGCAGAUUGAGCUUGAGAAGAGGCGGCUGCAGGCCCUUGUGGAGAAACAAGAGCAGCAGCUGUCGACGCUGAUGCAAGCAGGUGGAUCGAAGGCGCCCAUUCAGCCCGCGGCGUCUAGCAUGGGAGUUUUCGUAGACAAGGAGAACAUGCCCUACCGCUGAAGCAACGGACAUGGGCGCAGCUGGCCUCCCAGAGGAGGCCAAGAAUGUGCCAUGUCACCUGUCUCUGUCACGUGCUGCUGGGGUUGUGCUGGCCAUUGAUCAGCACUACGCAGUUUGGCUUUCCUGAAACACAUUCUUUCUAUGCUACCCGAUUAGGUUUUAAUGCGUCGGACAUGUAUACAUGUUUUGGUAGGACCAGCUAGCGUUUUGGGUUUGGUACGUAAGACUGGCAACGGCACGCCUAGCAUUGACGUAUUCUGCAGAUACCGGUAUCAGGUAUCUUAAGCUCCGUUUGACAAUAACAUGUGCUAUGACCAUUUGGGCGGAUCAGCUAUCCCCGAACAUGAAUCCCCGUGGGUAUUCUAGUGGCACUUUGCCAUGAUACUGAUCCUGUUGGUGGCACAAAACAGAAGUGUUUAUACCUUCUAUGACACGACGGACCAUGACCCUUGGGACACUCCGUACUCGAGAGCAUUUAAACGGGCGUGGUGCCCUUCAACAUAAUUGUAACUUUCAUGGUACCGUACAAUUCCUCCUUCCGUCCUUGCUGGUAGGCCGCAUCCCAUGUAAUGCCAACCUUUUUACAGGUCCGUUCAGGAUGAUUGCGAAAAAGCUCUACAGCUCCGUAGGACACUUGCCGCACUCCAGAGGCGAGCUGCCCGAAACAGAUGCCUGGUGCAAGUCACCGCCCAGCUGCUCAAGCAUCAAGUUAAGUUUCACAAGUUC
This is a messenger RNA of Astrephomene gubernaculifera, 9162 nucleotides long. Lineage: Eukaryota; Viridiplantae; Chlorophyta; Chlorophyceae; Chlamydomonadales; Astrephomenaceae. The record is from the annotation of a GenBank genome assembly.